GGUGAUUUCAUUCGAUCUCAAGAAAGCCUUUGAUUCCGUUUCUCACAACAUCAUUUGCAAGAAGCUAGGAAAAACCAACAUUAAUCCAUAUGUAAUAAAUUGGAUUAGAAAUUUUUUGACUGAUAGGAGACAAAGAGUAAUAGUAAACGGAAUAGAAACAAAUUAUGUAGACAUAAACAAAGGAGUACCGCAAGGCACAGUUCUUGGACCAUUUCUAUUUUCCUUAAUGAUAAAUGAUCUAACAGUCAAAGAUCCAAAUAACAACAUACUAGUCAAAUUUGCAGAUGAUAUGACUGUUAGCGCUCCAGUGAAAAAUAAUUAUGACUCCGCACUAGCGGAGGUAGACAAUAUUGAAAAAUGGACGGAAACAAACAGAAUGUCAUUAAAUCUAGAUAAAACAUGGGAAAUGGUU
Paramuricea clavata is the source of this 412-nucleotide messenger RNA. NCBI's taxonomy places the organism in Eukaryota, Metazoa, Cnidaria, Anthozoa, Malacalcyonacea, Plexauridae. The record is from the annotation of a GenBank genome assembly.